AUGAAAACUUGCCCUACAACUUUAGAAAAUUUUUUAAAACAAAAUUCGGAUGAUACCACCAUCAACCUUAUAAAUAAAUCUAAAAAAUUAAUAACGACAUGUCUAAACAAAAUUGCAGGACAAACAGAACUUACGGGCAAACUAAUAGCAAUAAACCUCCGACUUGACUAUCAAUUCAGAGAACAAGCACUAAAAGGAAUUUGCCUUUAUGACUAUGCAGCAACAAUAAAAAAAAUACCUCUCAAUUCACGUGAACUCUCAAUAAUAACUGACCAGCAUUUAAGAACUAAAAAUACUCAUGUUGACAGAUUUUAUUUUUAUAGAAAUGAUUCAAAUACAACAUCCGAUAAAACACAUCCACAAUGCAAGACUUACAUCCAAAUGCAAAGAAAACAUGGAACAGAAAGAACCGUAAUACUACAUGGUAAAGGAAUACCAAGAAGAAAUGAUAACAAAGAAAAAGAAUAUUAUAGCCAAAUGCCUGGAUACGCUGCUGAAGAAGAACUAAUAUUAUCAGAUAAUUAUGUUACCUAUAAUGAUAUGAAUUAUGAAAAUUUUGAUCCCGAAAAUAUAAUUAGAUCAGGAUUAAAAGAUAUUAAUGUUAUUGACUCAAUAAUAAAUAUUUUCCAACUAUAUAAUGUAUUUUCCAAUACGAACACUCUACAAAAUAAAAUAUCUUCUUUAAAAAAAUAUGCAUCAGACCUAAAUCAAGAACAAAAAAAAGCCUAUUACUUAGUAUGUAACCAUCGCCAAAGAAACCAACCAAUAAAUCCCAAAAAACUGUCACAAUUACUUCUCUAUCUAUAUGAAGUGGGCAGAACUGCACCUACGGGAAUAGCAGCUACAAAUAUUAAUGGAAUAACAAUCCACUCUGCAUGUGGACUAAGUUUUAAUGAUGAAAAUUACAAGUUAACUAAAGAACAACUAAAAAACCUACAAAAACUUUGGACAAACAUAGAAUAUAUAAUAAUAGAUGAAAUUUCCAUGAUCGAAGAUUCAUAUAACAAACUGCCACUUACUGGAAAAAAUCGGCUAAGAUUCUUAUCAAUGCUCGACACUAAAGACAAUGCCUUCUGUGGAAUUCUAUCGCUAUCAAUUAACAUGAAAGUAAUUAUAACAGUCAAUAUUAACGUAAAUGACAACUUAGCAAAUGGUACUCAAGGAAUUCUCUGCCAAAUAAUAUACAAUAAAAACUCAAUCGACCUUUCGUUACUCCACAAAAACAUACUAAUAUUAAAUACUUCUCCAAAAUAUGUAAUAAUUGAACUUAUGAACAAAUCACCUUAUACAUUUCAAAAUCUUCAACCAAACAACAUACCAAUUUAUCCAAUAAAAUGA
Cetraspora pellucida is the source of this 1338-nucleotide messenger RNA. NCBI's taxonomy places the organism in Eukaryota, Fungi, Glomeromycota, Glomeromycetes, Diversisporales, Gigasporaceae. The record is from the annotation of a GenBank genome assembly.